Molecule: messenger RNA, 1050 nt
Organism: Nicotiana attenuata
Lineage: Eukaryota; Viridiplantae; Streptophyta; Magnoliopsida; Solanales; Solanaceae
Exons: 4
Coding region: 1-1050 (349 amino acids)
Biological process (GO): DNA integration
Molecular function (GO): nucleic acid binding
Source: RefSeq, a predicted model, not a curated record
AUGUUUGUAAUUCGAGGUGGAUUUCUUUACAAUGGAAAGCAGCUUUACAUACCACAAAGCUCUUUAAGGGAGUCCAUUGUGAUGGAAGCACAUGAGGGUGGAUUAGUUGGUCAUUUUGUCUAUUCUAAAACAUUAAAGAUGAUUCAAGGAAACUUCUACUGCCCUAAAUUGAACAAAGAUGUGUUGAGGUUGAUUGAGCGUUGUGAAACAUGUAGAAAAACAAAAAUGUAUGGGAGCAAUAACGGAUUAUAUGAGCCUUUGCCAUUUCCUACCACACCGUUAGAGCAUAUUAGCAUGGACUUUCUUCUUGGAUUUCCAAGGACUCAAGGAGGUAAGCAUGUUAUCUUUGUUGUUGUUGACAGAUUCUCUAAGAUGGCACACUUUAUCCCAUGUAACAAGGCAAGUGAUGCAACUCAUCUGGCUAUUUUGUUCUUUAACAAUAUUGUCAAGUUACAUGGCAUUCCAAGAAGCAUUGUUUCUGAUCGCGAAGUUUCUCAGUCAUUUUUGGCUCGCCCUGCUGUCACCCUGCCUGGUUCUCCUAUUCUAGAGCAGACUACCCCAACUCCUACACCUGCGGAGGGUACUACUAUCCCUCCCAUCGAUACUCCCAUUCCGCCUCCAGCCCCAGCUUCCGCCCGUGCAGUAGAGUUUGAAAAUCUGAAGCAAGGUACCAGCAGUGUGUGGGAGUAUCACAUGGAGUUUGCUCGCCUGUCUAAGUAUGCCAUUCAUAUGUUGCCCACAAUGGAGUCUAGGGUGCAUCAGUUUGUUCAGGGCCUAAAUCCUUUGACUAUUAAUGAGGCUUCUACGGCUGCAUUGAAUUCAGACAUGAAUUAUGGGAAGAUGGUAGCAUUUGCUCAGGCCACAGAGAACCGUAAACUGAAGAAUAGAAUGGAGAGAGAGGGCCUAGUUAGGGCAACAGAGGAUCCUAUCAGCGGGGUCAGUCAGGAGAGAGAUCCCAACACCAGCAGAGGUCCUUGUGCCCCAGGUGCGGGAAGAUGCACUCAAGGAUUUGGUACUUGGAGUUACCCGUAUGCUAUGGAUGCGGAAUGA